Syngnathus typhle (broad-nosed pipefish) is the source of this 1309-nucleotide messenger RNA. RefSeq lists its product as uncharacterized. The record is from RefSeq and is a predicted model, not a curated record. Bases 1 to 870 code for a protein of 289 amino acids. The transcript has 3 exons. NCBI's taxonomy places the organism in Eukaryota, Metazoa, Chordata, Actinopteri, Syngnathiformes, Syngnathidae.
AUGAUCAAACCUCCCCGAGUCCAAACCCAAGAAUCAGGAAGUAAGCGCAGGUUUCAGCACAGUGUUGAAAGAGAACCCCGCUUGUUCUAUUCUCUCCUGCAGUUCGGCAAAACUACUACCUACAUUUUGUGUUAUACAAGGCAUCGUUGGAAGUGCAUUGAUGAUGUGACUCUCUCAAAAUCCAUCGUCACUCGGGCUAACCGGAAGCCAUGGCUGACAGGGGCUGUCUUCAGGCUGGUGAGGGCCAGGGACAAAGCCUUUAGAGCAGGGGAUGAGGCUGGCUUGAGGACUGCGAGGGCCGACCUGUCCCGGGGCAUCAAAGAAGCAAAGAGGGCGUUCUCGUGCAAAAUUACAGCCCACUUCAAGGACAGCAGGGACGCACGGAGCCUUUGGCAGGGCAUUCAGACCAUCACGGAUUACAAGCCCGCGCCGCAGAGCUGUGAAGGCGACGUCCGUCUGCUCAAUGACCUCAACCGCUUCUUCUUCGACGCUCAGAACAGCACUUGCCCGCUGAAGGCCACUCCCCCUUCACACGAGCUGCCCCUGUGCCUCUCCGCCGACAGCGUGAGGAGGGCGCUUGCCGCUAUCAACAUCCGUAAGGCGGCGGGCCCUGACAACAUCCCGGGUCGGGCACUGAAGGACUGCGCUGGUGAGCUGACGGAUGUCUUCACGGACAUCUUUAACACUUCCCUGCAGCAGGCCAUCGUCCCGUCGUGUUUCAAAGCUGCCACCAUCGUACCUGUGCCGAAGAAACCCGCUCCGUCCUGCUUCAAUGACUACCGCCCCGUGGCACUUACGCCAAUCAUCAUGAAGUGCUUUGAGCGGCUUGUCAUGGAGCACAUCCGAUCCGUUCUCCCCCCCCACCAUUGACCCCUUCCAGUUUGUGUACCGAGCCAAACGGUCUUCUGAGGAUGCCAUCUGCUCUGCCCUCACCCACCUGGAGAGGAGGGACUCGUAUGUGAGAUUGCUGUUUGUGGACUUCAGUUCUGCCUUCAACACCAUUGUGCCACAACGCCUCAUUAGCAAACUUGACGCGCUAGGCCUCAGUACCUACCUCUGCAACUGUCUACUGGACUUCCUCUGUCAGAGGCCACAGGUAGUACGUGUUGGCGACAAAAUCUCCGCCAGCAUCACGCUGAGCACGGGGGCCCCCCAAGGCUGCGUGCUCAGUCCGCUGCUCUUCACCCUCCUGACGCAUGACUGCACUGCAACCUACAGCGACAACCGUAUAGUGAAGUUUGCUGACGACACGACUCUGGUGGGUCUCAUCACCAAGGGAGACGAGACUCAAUACAGGCUGGAGGUUGAC